Raphanus sativus (radish) is the source of this 1122-nucleotide messenger RNA. Its product is annotated as protein HEAT-INDUCED TAS1 TARGET 1-like. Lineage: Eukaryota; Viridiplantae; Streptophyta; Magnoliopsida; Brassicales; Brassicaceae. The transcript is spliced from 4 exons. The coding region runs from base 139 to 939 and encodes 266 amino acids. The record is from RefSeq and is a predicted model, not a curated record.
GGAGCUUCGGAGGGUUUCUAGAACUUUCUAUAAAUACCAACACCAAGUGCAAUUUUGUUGUGUGUCCAUUACAACUGCUCGUCUGCUCCUUCUCCUGCUCUUGCUUCUGCUUCACUCUCGUUGUCUCAAAUCAAGAAGAUGUCUCAGUUCACUCAUCCAGAUUGCCAACGAGCUAUGGAUGCCAAAGAAGAGCAUGAUGCAGCUGAGAGAGCCGCCAUGAUCGCGGUUUGUCUGAUAAGCAGUGCUCGGAUGGUUUCUAACCUGGACAGCGAGUACACUUCCUACUCUGCUCAGUACUUGGUGGAAAACGCUGGUCGCAAGAACGAGUCCCCUCAGGAUCCUCAGCCCUUUACCAUCCAAAACUGCCUUGCGUACUUGGUUGACAUCGCUUGUCCCAAGCCUGAGACCGAGCAGAGAGCACCGGAUGAGCGACGCAACACGCUGACUCUCAAAGACUGCCUCGAGUGUGCUUUGAGAGAUGGGUUACCGUUAGCUGAGCACUGGACACAUUUGGGAUGUGUGCAGAAGACUCCCCCGUUCGCAUCUUCCAUCCCUCGUGUUCCCAUGAAAGGAGAACUGGUUGAGGCUGAGACAUCUGAAGAAGCGUCUAAGUUGCUGAUGCUGCAGCCGGUGGGAGCGAAGCUGCAUGUGUUCAGUCCAGAGUUUGAUCUUGUUAGGGAAGAGGGGUUUUACGAAGGCCCGGCAGGUCCUGAAUCACGCUAUGUUGGACUAAGAGACGUGAUGGUAACUGGAAAUGGGGCGACCAAGAAAGGUCCUUUUUUGGAGGUGAAGAUAGUCUACAAGAAGAAGGAGUCAUUCCUCAAAGUGUCUACAACUCGUGUGCUCACCUCACUCCCAAAUGACAGCGGCGAAGAGUCUCAGCUCGCUGAGCCAACGGGUCUGCUUGUUGACUUCAUCAUCCCUCGCUUUUCUGACUAAAUAAACAAGAUCUUGUAUGGUCUUGUUGAGUAAGUAUCUAGAGAACAACAUGUUGGUUAAUAAGUGAAGUAUCAUGAACACCGUAUGCUAAGAGUUGUGGAACUCGUUUGUUGUCAAAAGACCUUAUUCUAGGAGACUUUUUAUCUUAUGACUAUUGAGUGAUGAAGUUUGAUAUUCUACUAA